GCCAUGGCGAACCAAACGGCCAAUUAUUAUGGGGACGUUUAUCAAUGGAAUCGUACGUUAUCGACGGACGACCAAGACACGCAGAUGGAAUAUUACCUACCGAAUUGGACGGAUCUCUUUCUGGCCGGACUGUUCACUAUGUUGAUCAUCGUCACAAUAGUAGGCAAUACUUUGGUAAUUGCCGCUGUGGUGACAACUAGACGCCUAAGGUCCGUUACUAAUUGUUUCGUAUCCAGCUUGGCCGCCGCGGAUUUAUUGGUCGGCUUGGCCGUGAUGCCACCGGCAGUACUAUUACAGCUCACAGGUGGUACUUGGGAAUUAGGCGAAGUGCUCUGCGUCUCCUGGGUUUCCCUCGACAUCCUCCUCUGUACUGCCAGCAUUCUCUCAUUAUGCGCUAUAUCCAUAGACAGGUAUCUAGCCAUAACUCAGCCGUUGAUAUACAGCCGACGACGUCGAAGCAAAAGACUGGCUGGCUUGAUGAUCGUCGUGGUAUGGAUUCUCGCGGGCGCCAUAACCAGUCCGCCAUUGCUGGGCUGCUUUCCGAGCGCGACGAAUCGCGACAGUAAAAAAUGCUCGUACAACAUGGAUUCCUCAUACGUGAUAUUCUCAGCGAUGGGUUCCUUUUUCCUACCGAUGCUGGUCAUGCUUUACGUUUACGGCAGGAUAUCGUGCCUGAUCGCGAGCCGCCACAGAAACCUGGAGGCCACCGGAAACGAGAACAUCCAACCGCGUCGCAACGUUCUGAUCAAACGGGCAAAGAGCAUCAGGGUCCGAAAACCUGAAUGCGUGGCCGGCAGUGUGGCCUGCGAGAGGACUUCCGACGAUACGGAUCCACCGACCACGAGCAAAAAGUCAGGGAUCGUUCGAAGUCAUCAGCAGAGCUGCAUCAACAGAGCGGCCAAAGAAACAAAAACAGCUGGAACUUUGGCGGUGGUAGUGGGUGGAUUCGUGGCGUGUUGGUUACCGUUCUUCAUUCUCUAUUUGGCCACGCCGUUCGUGCCCAUGGAUCCACCGGAUGUACUGAUGCCAGCGUUAACGUGGCUAGGGUGGAUAAAUUCGGCCAUAAAUCCGUUUAUCUACGCUUUUUAUUCGGCCGACUUCAGACUGGCGUUCUGGCGACUGACCUGCCGGAAGUGCUUCAAGAGCAGAACUAAUUUGGAUCGCAGCAAUCGGAAAUUACCGACUCCGGCUAAUUGGAAGAAGGAAGCAUCGCGCACGUGA
Molecule: messenger RNA, 1221 nt
Organism: Colletes gigas
Lineage: Eukaryota; Metazoa; Arthropoda; Insecta; Hymenoptera; Colletidae
Product: probable G-protein coupled receptor No9
Exons: 6
Coding region: 4-1221 (405 amino acids)
Biological process (GO): adenylate cyclase-activating adrenergic receptor signaling pathway
Cellular component (GO): membrane
Molecular function (GO): G protein-coupled receptor activity
Source: RefSeq, a predicted model, not a curated record